GUCUUAGCGGCUGGCCUCUUUCUCCCCGGGGCUCUGCGGAGGGAUGGAGGAGGCUCUGCGGCGGGAGCUGGGCACUUCGGCGCUCCGGCCUACGGGCCACUCGGGGGGCGGCUGCAUUAGCCACGGCGAGAGUUUCCACACCGACCACGAGCGCGUCUUCGUGAAAAGCAACUCCCGCGCAGAGGCAAGGAGAAUGUUUGAUGGAGAAAUGGCAAGUUUAACAGCUAUCCUGCAAACGAAGACAGUGAAAGUUCCUAAACCUAUAAAAGUUAUUGAUCUGCCAGCUGGUGGUACUCUGUUUGUGAUGGAGCAUUUGGAUAUGAGGGGUUUGAACAGACAUGCGGAAAAACUUGGAACACAGUUGGCUGAUCUUCAUCUUCACAAUCAAAAACUUGGGGAGAAGCUGAAGAAAGAUGCAAACACUGUUGGUAAAGGUGAAGAACAAACGGGGGUCCAGUUUGUGGAAAAAUUCGGGUUCCACACUGUUACAUGUUGUGGCUAUCUUCCACAGGUGAAUGACUGGCAACAGGAUUGGGUGACUUUCUUUGCCAGGCAACGAAUUCAACCUCAGAUGGACAUGAUUGAGAAGAACUCUGGAGACAGGGAAGCAAGAGAACUUUGGGCAAAACUCCAGCUGAAGAUGCCCAGUUUGUUUGGCGAUAUGGAAAUAGUUCCUGCUCUUCUACAUGGGGAUCUGUGGGGAGGAAAUGUAGCUGAAGAUGACUCUGGUCCAGUUAUCUUUGACCCUGCAGCUUUCUAUGGUCACUCUGAGUAUGAGUUAGCAAUUGCUGGGAUGUUUGGUGGCUUUAGUGGUUCAUUUUAUUCUGCCUACCACAGCAAAAUCCCCAAAGCACCAGGGUUUGAUAAACGGCUCAAGCUGUACCAGCUAUUUCACUAUAUGAACCAUUGGAAUCAUUUUGGAGGAGGGUACAGAGGUUCAUCUAUCAAUAUAAUGAGGAAUUUGGUCAACUGAAUUCCUACCUGUAGGUUUUAUUUCCCUGUUUUGGAAAAUAUAUACACAUAUACACGCACCAUGGGGUUUCAACUGUGCUAAUGUGUAUAUCCUGUAAUAGAACCUGAGCUUCCACCCUCUUUCCACAGCUAAAGGCCAAGUCAUCCUGUGCCCUGGGUUUGGUGUCCUAUUCUUGCAGUUUAUCAGAGAGUUGCCCAAGGAGGUAACAAACCUUUGAUUUGCGUGAAAGAGGUUUUGCUUUGAGGUGGAAAUUGAUCUAGGGGGAAAUUCCUGCUGUGCAAAUAGUUUGGAAUAAAUUUUUAAUGCCAAAGAGAGGGAGAAAUCCAAGCAGCGCAUUAGAACAAGUAGCAACCUGCUAGCUAUGUUCAUACAUAUACAGUCAAAGGAAAAUUUACAGUCUUAGUCAAUGGAAAGAUUUUUUCUUGUCCUCCUACUUAGCUUUUGGUGACAGAUACCAAAGGAAUAUAGCAGUCGUGUUCUAAAUAGAACUGGAAUUGGAAAUAGAUUUGGAAGCAUAUAUUGAGUCUCUGGGGACUUCAUUCCACGUGGGAAGAUAAAGGGUUCCAGUCUAGGUGGCUUCAAUAGUCCCCCCGUCCCCCGUCCCCAAUUAGUAUUGCAAGUUUGUCUUAGUACAUCUGUAGCAAUUGGACUGAACAGUUUGUAUGGACCACAGUUUAUGGUAACCUGCUUCCAUGCCAUUAAGUUUCAUCUAUCAGCCUCCAGCUAGAGUCCAUUGCUAGCCAGCAUGAUCUUGCCUCCCUGAAUAAUCUGCUGACUUGUAAUGUGCUUCCAGUCCCUGGUGAACUAACUGGUCAUUUAUAGGCAUAUUUGGCUGUCUCAUCAGACUUAGUUUCUUAUGGCAGCUUGCUAGGUAGGCUCUAUGCCUUUUAAUUCAUUCCUUAAGAGUUUCCUAUGCUCCUCCUGAGUAUUGGUAAAAUGAAGUGAAAUGCUUUCUGGCAGAUAGUAAUACAGUGAAAAUGCACUCUCAUUCAAGUGUUUCCCCUUACCCAAUAGUUUGGGAAUGCGACACACAUUUUGAGGAAGGCAUCAUAACACUUAGACUGUUCUCCAUUUUAGGACCACAUUUUUGUGUAGGAUUGCCAACUCCUUUUCCAACAGGGCUCUCAUGAUUUAAGUGUAAAAUGACAGGCAAAGUCUUUCCUCAGUGCAACAUCUUCCUGCUGGGAAAAGUUUGCUUUUUGAUCUUUUACGUGUCCUACAGUUGUUAAGGCACAAGAACCUAGCCAGAAAAAAACUUGGCAACCCUAAUUCUAACCAAAAUGCUGUUGCAGCACAUCCUCCUCAAAGUAAUAUUGCAGUAAAAUUCUGUCUUACGUGAUUCAGUUUCUUCACUAGCCUGGCAGUGACUUACAAGACCAAACAGAUAUUAAAAUAGUUUACUUCUAGCAUUAAUUCUCUGUCCAGGUGGCAGCUGCCCUCAUGUUGGUUGUGUGAUGCAGGGUUAAAUUGGAAAUGGAGGAAGAGGCAUAUGUAAAAGUAGCAUGCAUAAGUUACUUAAUUUUAUUCUAGUAUUCUUGUUUGGUGGUUUGGACUGGUACAUGUUCACUGCAGGUAUUGUCACAGUUCCUUUCUGGUUCAUUGCUGGUACUCAUGCCGAAUACAUGCAACUAGGUUCCCUCUUGUGGCCAUUAUGCAUAUCAGUUUCCUGUUCUCCUUACAUACCGUAAUUAAUUCAGUUACAGCAUUUUGUGAAUUCUGCAAACUGAUCCAGAGCUCCUAGGAUAUGUCUAAUAUUGGGAUUAGGAUGGAAUUAUACAUAUGAACAAACACUAUGCCUAAUAUUACCAGGUGAGAGAGGCAUUAUUCUGAGAAUGCAUGCUCAUGUCAAAUACUGAAUUGGCUUUUACUUAACAUUCCUCUACAGUGUUUCCUGAUAUUUUUGAAUUGGUUUUACACCAA
Molecule: messenger RNA, 2893 nt
Organism: Zootoca vivipara (common lizard)
Lineage: Eukaryota; Metazoa; Chordata; Lepidosauria; Squamata; Lacertidae
Gene: FN3KRP
Product: fructosamine 3 kinase related protein
Source: RefSeq, a predicted model, not a curated record